UCAUUGUACGACAACUGAAUAUGAUGCUGAAGAAAAUUGUCCGAAUUCUACUCAUCUUUUCAUUGUGUUCUUCCGCAAAAGAGGGUGUUGACCACUGUGCCUCAAACCCGUGCAGGAAACAAUCGACAUGUAUAAAUGAUAGCAAUACUUAUAAAUGUAUAUGCAAUAAUGGUUAUACCGGGAGGACAUGCAAAACAGACCGUGUUGGAUGUGCGUCAGAACCCUGCCUCAACGAUGCAACUUGUGUUGACACUGGCAAUGAAUUGACUUGUGUUUGCGAAGAGGGUUUCACAGGGAUAACGUGCGAAACAGACAUAGACGAGUGUGCUUCGAAUCCAUGUUUUAAACAUUCCUCAUGUGUAGAUGAAAUAAAUGGCUACUCAUGUGAAUGUAAAGACGGGUAUGUCGGCAGAUACUGUCACAUAGAUAUUGAUGAAUGUUUCUCGAAUCCCUGCAUGAACGGUGGAAAAUGUGUUGAUGGUAUCAGUAUUUACUGGUGUGCUUGCAAGGAAGGAUAUACCGGGCAGAGAUGUGAAGUCCAGACUAAAUGCUCUUCAAACCCGUGCCUUAACGGGGGCGCAUGUGAAGUUAUUGCGCAUGGAUACAAGUGUCACUGUAGUAUUGGUUUCACAGGACAAAGCUGUCAAACAAACAUUGACGAAUGCUCUUCAAAUCCCUGCUUCAGAAAAUCUAAAUGUUUAGACGGAAUUAAUGGGUAUACAUGUAAAUGUAACGCUGGGUACAAGGGAGACCGAUGUGAAAUAGAAAUUGACGAGUGUGAAACGAAUCCUUGUUUUUAUGGAAGUGUAUGUGUAGAUGGACUCGACACUUACUGGUGCGCUUGCAAAAUAGGCUAUGAGGGGAAGAGAUGCGAGGAUUGUAAAGUAUGUGGGCCGGAAGACUACCACGAUUUACUUCAUGUGUCUAAAGAUGCCAGCAAAACUGAAAUCACAAAAGCGUUUCGGCGACUGAGCACAGUGAUGCAUCCUGAUAAGAGACCGGUAGUUGAUUCUUCAAAUUUAUAAUUAUUUUUGUCUAGCGCUGAGAAUAAAAU
Molecule: messenger RNA, 1054 nt
Organism: Mercenaria mercenaria
Lineage: Eukaryota; Metazoa; Mollusca; Bivalvia; Venerida; Veneridae
Product: fibropellin-3-like
Exons: 9
Coding region: 21-1025 (334 amino acids)
Molecular function (GO): calcium ion binding
Source: RefSeq, a predicted model, not a curated record